CUUUCCAGUUGGUGUCGAAAGACAUAAGUUAGGCCAGGAUGUUUCUACACAAGGUAUACAUAUUACCAUAGAUUGCAUGAAUUUGAAAUUUUCAUAAUGGCUUGGUAGACACUUCAUGUGAUAGGCCAUGAGAUGUCUCUUUAGCAUUGAAUUUCAUCUUCCCUUAUUGUUUCUAUCUUUGAGUAGUAUCCUAAGCCUUUCCUCUAUAUAAACGCCACGUUAUUUGGAUUCACAAGCAACAAGAGUCUUUCCAUAUUCAAUCUCUCCAAAGAAAUUCGAAGUUUGGUAUUCCUUUCCGUGUCCCAUAUUUGGAAUCUAUUACGACAUGGGUUUCCGUUUGCCUAGAAUUGUUACUGCAAAGCAAAGUCUUCAGCGAUCUUCAUCAACAGGAAACGGAGCAUCUCCAAAAGCUGUUGAUGUUCCUAAGGGCUACUUUGCUGUUUAUAUUGGUGAGGAACAAAAGAAGCGUUUUGUCAUCCCACUAUCUUACUUGAACCAGCCUUCUUUUCAAGAUUUGUUGAGUCAAGCGGAAGAAGAAUUUGGAUAUAAUCAUCCAAUGGGUGGCAUCACAAUUCCUUGCAAUGAAGCCUACUUCCUCGAUCUCACUCGGAGUUUGAAUGACUCAUGAAAGGGAAUUAGUAUCUAGAAAUAGACAGUAUAUACAAAGGAUUAGAAAAAUACAAAAUGUAGACUCUGUACAUUUUUUAAAUGAAAAACUUGAUUCUUUAUGAAGUUUAUAUCCUCUUUUGU
Molecule: messenger RNA, 750 nt
Organism: Cucumis sativus (cucumber)
Lineage: Eukaryota; Viridiplantae; Streptophyta; Magnoliopsida; Cucurbitales; Cucurbitaceae
Product: auxin-induced protein 15A
Exons: 1
Coding region: 326-628 (100 amino acids)
Biological process (GO): response to auxin
Source: RefSeq, a predicted model, not a curated record